Messenger RNA from Bipolaris victoriae FI3, 150 nucleotides. RefSeq lists its product as hypothetical. The annotation marks the transcript as partial. The transcript has a single exon. Lineage: Eukaryota; Fungi; Ascomycota; Dothideomycetes; Pleosporales; Pleosporaceae. The record is from RefSeq and is a predicted model, not a curated record.
AGAGAGCACAUUUGUUCACAUUGCGACAAACGUUUCACCAAGAAGUACAACUUGGAUUCGCAUCUUGCAACUCACGGCGAAAAUCAUCGAUGGGAAUGCCCACGUUGCGAAAAAACGUCCGCCAGAUAUAGCGAUUUCACCCGUCAUAUG